CAGGUUAUUCUAUGAUCUAAAACAAGCAUCCUUUUCAAGUACUGCGCCACCGCCAUCAUAGCUCGGUGGUAAAAAGAAAGCUGCUCAGAGCUUCAUGCAAGGACGGCCUGUAGUCUCACAUUUUACUGAAAGCAAGACAUUUUACCCUAAAGGUCGUGUAUUUAUCGCGAGGGGCGAAGGUCGAGACACCAGCCCCAACUGAUCCCAGCCCUCAGUGUCUAACAUCAGACGACAGCCCUGCACACAGACGCUAUGGAUCGUUCACCCACCACCGCCAGCCUGAUGGCCAGCAACGUCACCAACAAGACCGACCAGCGCUCCCUGAACUCCCGCGUCUUUAUCGGGAACCUCAACACCCUGCUGGUCACCAAGGCCGACGUGGAGUCCAUCUUCGCCAAAUACGGCAAGAUCGUUGGCUGCUCCGUGCACAAGGGCUACGCCUUCGUCCAGUUUCUCAAUGAGAGGACGGCCCGCUCUGCUGUCGACGGGGAGGACGGGAGGAUGAUCGUCGGCCAAGUUCUCGACAUCAACCUGGCUGGAGAACCCAAACCACACAGGUCAAAAACUACCAAGCGCUCAGCUGGGGACAUGUACAGUAGUUCCUCCUUUGAACUCGACUACGACUUUCAGAGAGAUUAUUACGACAGAAUGUACUCGUACCCGUCCCGUGUUCCCGCUCCUCCUCCCCCCUUGUCGCGGGCCGUGAUCCCUUCCAAGCGUACGCGGGUCAGCAUGAGCGGAGGAAGCAGCCGGCGGACCAAGAGCAGCUUCUCCUCUUCGUCCAAGAGCAGUCAGAGGACAUCCUCGUCCAGAACAAUGAAAGUGGACGAGCUGCAGACCAUCAAACGGGAGUUGUCUCAGAUCAAAAGCAAAGUGGACGACCUGCUGGACAGCCUGGAGAGCAUGGAGAAGGACCAUGGCAAGAAGUCGGGGAUGCGGGCUAAAAGUGUUAAAACGGAGCCAGGCGAGGUGACUUCCCCUCCACACCCAAGCAGCAAGAAAGAGGACAGCCUGAAGAGAGAUAGGGAUAUCCAGGAGGUCAACGACUCUGACGAGGAUGAAGACGAUGAGGGAGACCUGCUGGAGGAAGAAGAGGUGAAGAGUCAAGAGAGGGACGACGAUGAUGAGGAAGAGGAAGGAGAGCACAUUGAAGGCGACGAUGAUGGCGAUAGUGUGAACGGUGACGAUGACUCCUAGGCUCGGAGCGCACCGACGCAUGCUGCGAAAGACAGCUUCCAGUAGGAACUCGGACUCCUGUUUUAACACUUAUGUUGUAGAUACAAAAAGCAAACUGUGCACACACACAAGCAUGGUGCACACACUCUGUUGUCCCAGUGUCCCCAAAGUCAAAUUUGGUUUGUUUUGUCCAGUGUUGCUGUAACAGGAAUAACUAGCUGUAGAUUCAGUCUGUUUUUACUGCUUCGGUGUUUGUCUCCGGGAGAAGAAGGAAACACGGUACUGUUGAUGUUCUCAGAGACGACAGCUCGACGGACAUGUGUUAACGCAGGAGGACAAUAAUUCAGCUACGAAAGACCGUUUUAUAAUUUCAAUGUGCUUUGGUUUUCUCAUCGGUGAGUUUGUUUGUCCCUGUCUGUGUGUUAAUGUCAGUUUUUUAUACUAUUCAGUUUAACUGUAAAGGAAUAAAUUGCAAUAAAAUAUUAAAAUGGAAA
Molecule: messenger RNA, 1670 nt
Organism: Eleginops maclovinus (Patagonian blennie)
Lineage: Eukaryota; Metazoa; Chordata; Actinopteri; Perciformes; Eleginopidae
Gene: hnrnpca
Product: heterogeneous nuclear ribonucleoprotein C
Exons: 9
Coding region: 253-1197 (314 amino acids)
Cellular component (GO): nucleus
Molecular function (GO): RNA binding
Source: RefSeq, a predicted model, not a curated record